Messenger RNA from Misgurnus anguillicaudatus (oriental weatherfish), 1555 nucleotides. NCBI's taxonomy places the organism in Eukaryota, Metazoa, Chordata, Actinopteri, Cypriniformes, Cobitidae. The record is from RefSeq and is a predicted model, not a curated record.
CAAACAAACAGAUCUGGAUCAAUACUGCCCUCUUAACACAACUACAUUCUUACACAAGAUAUUUGGGAACAGACAAACACAAAAAUGAAGCUUGUAAUAAAGUUGAUUUACUUCAUAUGUUUUCACAUCUUUCUUGAGAAGUGUAUUUGCAAAUCAGAACAUGACCAGGUUUUAUCCAUUACUGUAUUAACAGAGGAUGAUGUGGAUACACUGAAAAACAUAACCAGUCACAAUGAGACAGUAUUAUGGCAACCAGCUUCAUCUAGUCACAUUACACCAAACUCUGAGGUUCAUCUUUAUAUUCAGUCAACAAGUGUGGAGUUCAUAACUCAACUCUUACAGAGACAUGGAAUCACUUUUACGGUUCUUGUAGAAAACACAGCAGCACUGCUUGAGAUGCAGACCAGAAAUGAAUCCUCAGAUCCCCGGAGUGGUGGUGAAAAUCAUGAGAGAUACUUUUCUUUAGAGGAUAUGUAUUACUGGAUCAAUAAGACAAGUCAGGAGCAUUCAGACAUGGUGAAAGUUAUUUUCAUUGGAUCAUCAUUUGAGAAAAGACCACUUUAUGUCAUGAAGUUGUCUGGUAGAAGAGCUGAGGUGAAGAAGGCCAUGUGGAUGGACUGUGGUAUCCAUGCGCGAGAGUGGAUCUCUCCAGCUUUCUGCUAUUGGUUUGUAAACUAUGCCCUAACCUUUUACUCCCAGAACCCUGAAAUAACAGAGAUGUUGAAUAGCAUGGACAUUUACAUCUUGCCCGUCAUGAACCCAGAUGGAUACAAGUACACAUGGACAACAGAUCGAAUGUGGAGGAAAAAUCGCUCGACGCAAAAAGAAAGUGAAUGUGUCGGAGCUGAUUUGAACAGAAAUUUUGAUGCAAACUGGUGCACAAAGGGCGCCUCCAGUGAUCCAUGUGAUCCCACAUACUGCGGUCAACAUCCAGAAUCUGAACCCGAGGCUCGAGCUGUGGCCAAGUUUCUACGCUCCCAUAAAGACACAGUCAAACUAUACAUUAGUAUUCAUUCUUACUCUCAGAUGCUUCUUUUCCCAUACUCGUGUUCAUAUGAUGAGGUGCCAAAUCACAAUGAGCUGCUUGAACUUGCUAAGGAGGCCUCAACAAAAAUACGCAGAUACUACAGGAAUAAUUAUAAAUAUGGUCACGGUGCAAGAACCAUCUACUUGGCUCCUGGAGGAUCUGAUGACUGGGCGUAUAACCUUGGGAUUAAAUAUUCCUUUACUUUUGAGCUUCAGGACCGUGGAAAAUACGGCUUUCUUCUUCCUCCGAGCUUAAUCCCUCAGGCCUGUAAUGAAGCUCUGCUGGCAGCAAAGAUCAUAGCCUUACAUGUGAUGAAGAAAACUUAAUGAGUCAAUGGUUGUUAUGUGCUAUGUAUUACAGAUUCAUAACAUUCAGAAAGUCUAGUGUUUCACAAGAUAUAAGCCUUUCUAUGUUAUGGAUUUUAAUAUAAUAAUACAGUAUAUCUCUGAACACAUGAACCGAUUAAAGCAAUUAAAGAAAAUGUUGUACAUCAUUUAUAACAAUGAAUAAAACAAAUGACACUCUGUA